Messenger RNA from Sabethes cyaneus, 4224 nucleotides. RefSeq names its product probable multidrug resistance-associated protein lethal(2)03659. Lineage: Eukaryota; Metazoa; Arthropoda; Insecta; Diptera; Culicidae. The record is from RefSeq and is a predicted model, not a curated record. Gene Ontology annotation, molecular function: ABC-type transporter activity; ATP binding; ATP hydrolysis activity. Gene Ontology annotation, biological process: transmembrane transport. Gene Ontology annotation, cellular component: membrane. Bases 176 to 4120 code for a protein of 1314 amino acids. The transcript has 7 exons.
AACCUUCACCCGUUAAUAGUUUGGUUUCACAUAAAACGUCCGUCCACGCGAGUGGUGUAAAUCAUUUUCGCACAUACCGGCCGGCCGUGCACACAAAUCUUAUCUGGAAAUAACUGAAGAAUAAAUAAACAACGUGGUGACGUAGGGUAGGUUGCGAAAAACACAAUCCACCGGCAUGAACCGCGACAGUACCUUCGGCCAGAACAAAGCUGCCAGUCCGAUUCUGAAGGCAUCGCUGCUGUCGCGAUUAACUUUCUGGUGGCUGUGGGAUCUUUUCCGGGCAGGAGAGCGGAAAGCAAUCACCGAAGAUUCCCUGUACGCUACCGUGCCGAAUCUCAAAAGUCAACCCCUGUGGGAGCGAAUUGACCGACUAUGGAGGGACGAGCUAAAACGGGCUCGCCCCAGUCUGGUGCGGGCCAUAUUCCGGGCCUACGGAAAAACCGUGAUCGUUUGGGCUUUCCUGCUGUCCAUUGUUGAGACAGCUAUCCGCUUGGGUCAGCCCUAUUUGCUCGGCCUGGUGGUGUCUUACUUUACCCAAGGUCAGACAGAAAUUAGUAAACGAGAAGCAUGCUACUAUGCUGCUGGAGUCAUUCUUUGCUCACUGAUUCCGCCGUUUACGUUUAAUCCGUACUAUUUGUUAAUGUUUAGGCUUGGCACUAGUACCCGCAUUAGUUGUUCCUGUUUGAUAUAUAAUAAGUUACUGAAAUUAACCAAAUCCGUAGCCGCAAACGAUGGUCUAACGGGGAAAAUCAUGAAUCUACUGUCCAGCGAUGUAGGAAUUUUGGAUGAUACUUUCUACACACUACACGAUCUCUGGAAGCCUCUGCUAGAAUGUGUCCUGGUAGGAUUCCUAAUUUACCGAGAGCUUGGAAGUGCAGGUCUUCUCGGGAUGAUACUUAUACUCAGUGUUAUUCCACUUCAAGCUUGGAACAGUAACCGGGCGGCGGCGUGCGCCGAGAAAGCCUCCAAACGGACGGACAGUCGGGUUCGAUUCAUGAACGAAAUCAUCCAGGGCAUACAGGUGAUCAAGAUGUACGCGUGGGAAAGUUCUUUUGCCAAGCUGGUUCGGAACAUUCGUCGCAAAGAGAUUGACGCCAUCCGCGGGGAAGCGUACGUCAACGGGACGACGAUGGCAUUCAACGUGCUGUCCCACGUGGCCGUUUUCGUUAGUUUGGUUAGCUUCAGCUACGGCGGUAAUGCCAUCACUGCUCGAAAAGUGUUUACUGCGAUCGGUUACUUCGAUACACUGAAGGAGUCUAUGUUGUUCUUUUUGCCAAUGGCGAUUACGACCAGCAUUCGGGGGUUUGUUUCUGCCAAAAGAAUACAGGAAUUUCUACUAAUGCCAGAGGGAAAGAUGAAGUCAGCGGAAGUUGCCUUUGAUCAUGGUGGAGAAAAGGAAGAAGUGGAAACUUUAUUGACCACCGGGCGGAUUGUCGACGUGAAUAGUGCGAAUAAAGGGGUCUUUUUGGAUGGUGUUACCGCUCACUGGACUGUAAAUGAAGAGGAGUCAAAUGUUGGAGUGACUGCGGUUUCGACGUCUGUCGAGAGAGGUAAAUUGUGCGUCGUGAUUGGACCUGUAGGGUCAGGAAAGUCAUCACUGUUACAAGUUAUACUGGGAGAGUUGCAGGUAGAUGAAGGAUCAGUACAGGUCAAUGGCACUUUAAGUUAUGCCGCGCAAGAACCUUGGCUCUUCGAAGACAGCAUUCGUAAUAAUAUUCUCUUCACAGAAGAGUAUGACGAACGGCGGUAUUUGGAAGUGGUAAGAAUAUGUGCCUUGGAGCGAGACUUCCAGCUGUGGCCACAUGGAGACCAGACGAUAGUUGGAGAGCGGGGCAUAAGCCUUAGCGGAGGACAGAAAGCGAGAGUCAACUUGGCGCGUGCUGUCUACAGGAAAAGCGAUAUCUACCUGUUGGAUGAUCCACUUUCGGCUGUCGAUUCUCACGUCGGAAAACACAUCUAUGAAAUGUGCAUUCGUGAUUUCCUGGCCGACAAAGUAUGCAUUCUGGUCACCCAUCAAUUACAGUAUUUGAAAAAUGUUGAACAUGUUAUACUAAUGCAAAAUGGCUUGGUUGAGAACCAAGGUACAUUCCGGCAGAUAAGCAAAAACAACUUGGAUGCCAUUUUGACUCUGACUCCAGAUGAAUGUUCAUCCGAAAAUAAGUUUGAUCGAGAGUUUCAGAAAUUUACCGCUCACAGUGAACAAAUGAAUUUGGGCCAACGAAAACAAGAAUCCGAGAAGGAGAACCAGGAACAGGGAACCGUCAAUAUGUCAGUAUACAUGACCUACAUCCGGGCAAUCGACAGCUUUGGCUUAACCUUAGGGUUGUUGAUGGUGAUGGUAUUAGCUUUAGUUGCAUUAAGUUCCGUCGACUACUUCAUCGCCAUGUGGGUUAACUGGGAGGAAUCUGUUGCUCUACAAGUCAGCGCACCGGAACCAGCACACCACAACGUAAGUCUUGAUGUACAAAUCGAAAUCAAUCACAGCGAAGCAAGACAACAUUACAUCCUAACUUACGUUAUUUUGGUUGUCCUCUACGUGUAUUUGGUCUUCCAACGAACAUUUUCUUUCUAUAAUGUUUGCCUGCGGAUUUCGAUGAACUUGCACGAUCGGAUGUUCCGCGGAAUAACUCGUGCCACUAUGCAAUUUUUCAACAACAAUCCUUCCGGACGAAUUCUCAACCGAUUUGCCGGCGAUAUUGGAACUAUCGAUUCCCAUUUACCACAAACGCUUCUCGAUUGUUUACUGAUGGUUUUCAGUUUAAUCUCCUCGAUAACGCUGAUUAUGACGGUAAGCUAUUGGUUUUUGCUGCCAACGGUGCUAGGAUCUCUGAUUAUGUACUACUGCCGGACUGUCUACCUUCGAACGUCACGCGUUGUGAAACGUAUCGAAGCAGCGAAUCGAUCACCGAUCUACUCGCACACAAGUGCCACUCUGCAGGGUCUGUCGACUAUUCGGGCUUUCGAAGCGCAAGCAAUGCUCAGCAAAGAGUUCAAAGCGUACAUGGAUCUCAACACCUCGGCUUGGGACAUUUACAACGUAACCUCGACGGCGUUUGGCUUUUGGUUGGAUAUGAUACGGGUCAUAUACAUUGCCGUCGUAACAAUGAGCUUCCUGCUAACAUUCCUGAUUGGACAACAGGAUGUGCCCGGUGGCAGUAUCGGGCUGGCACUUACGCAAAUUAUCGGUUUGAUGAGCCUUUGCCAGUGGGGAGUGAGGCAAACAGCAGAGCUGGAAAACCAGAUGAUCUCGGUGGAACGCGUUCAUGAGUAUGCAAAUUUGAAAGCCGAGCCAACGACGGAAAUAACCUCAGCGAGUAAACCGUCUAAGCAUUGGCCUGAAAAGGGCGAGAUAAAAUUCAGUGACGUCAAUCUUAGCUACUCCGACAAUGGAGACAAGGUUCUGAAAGAUUUGAACUUUUUGGUGCGGCCACAGGAGAAAAUUGGAAUCGUUGGUAGAACCGGAGCUGGCAAGUCUUCGUUGAUUCAAGCAAUUUUUCGACUGUCUCCGUACGAUGGUAAAAUUGAAAUCGACGGGCUGGAUUCGAAGGCGCUUGAUUUGCAGGUUUUGCGGAGCAACAUUUCAAUCAUUCCGCAAGAUCCGGUUCUAUUUUCAGGAACCCUGCGACUCAAUUUGGAUCCGUUCGAGGAAAAAAGCGAUAAAGACCUGUGGAAUGCGUUGGAGGAGGUCGAGUUGAAAGAGGUAGUUUUGGCCAUGCCUGAUCAAUUAGAGUGCAAAAUGGCGGAUGGUGGAAGUAACUUUAGUAUGGGCCAAAGACAGCUCGUCUGUCUGGCGAGGGCAAUCCUUAAAAAGAACAGAAUACUGGUGUUGGAUGAAGCCACCGCGAACGUCGACCCACAGACGGACAAACUAAUACAGACUACGAUCAGAAAUAAAUUUGCCGAAUGUACGGUACUAACUAUAGCUCAUCGACUGCACACGGUUAUGGAUAGUGAUCGGGUGCUGGUCAUGGAUGCUGGACGAGUUGUGGAGUUCGAUCAUCCACACAAACUUCUGAGCAACACUAGUGGGCAUCUACGGAAACUAGUCGACCAAACGGGAGCUUCCAUGGCUGCUUCACUCAUACGGAUAGCGGAGGAAAAUCACAAAAAGAUUAAAUAAGAUCGGGAUCGGAGAAGCCAAACCAGUUGUGGUGAAUGUACCUGAGUAUAAAUGUAAAUUGAAACCAUGAUUCAUUUACUGUGAAUAGUAAAAUCGAAUACAAA